AUGGCGUUAAGCUGCUGGUUCGUGAUUCCCAUUGAUGCGCUGUUUUAUCCACAGUUCCAGGGUCGUCUUCUUGAGCAGGUCCUGUUUGUCGUCAUGUCGAUAGAGGCAGCUUGCUGGAUGGUCAUGUUCAAGCGCUCGCCUCUAGACCGGCGUAUCUUUGCCACUUAUCCCCUUCCACUGUGGAUUUUCUGCGAGGGUACGAUUGUCGCGCUGCAGUAUGUUGCUCCCUGGCCCUUGGCAUAUUCAGUGUGGAUGUGGUAUCCAAAGAUUGCUGCCUUCUGUUUCGGCCCGUUCUGCCUGUUCAUCUUGAUUGCUGGGCCCAUCCGCGUGGCUCAUGUUCCCCUAGUUGGGCACAUGCUUGUUCGAAGAGCACUUCGAGGGCGAAUGUGCUCCCGGAAAUAUCUGGCUACAGCCAAACGUGAUUCGUUGCGAGGCACGGCUGAGCCGCGCCCGAGCACGUCUACGUUCUCGAUUUAG
Messenger RNA from Symbiodinium necroappetens, 477 nucleotides. Lineage: Eukaryota; Dinophyceae; Suessiales; Symbiodiniaceae. The record is from the annotation of a GenBank genome assembly.